AUGAGCAAAAGAAAAGCUAGUGGCGAAAAGCCGCCUCGUAAAGAAGACAGGACGAAUAUCGACGACGACGAGGAUAGCGAUGGCGAUUCAACAGAAAUCCUAGACAUAGACUUCGAGUGGUGCACCCCUGGAGAAGUCGACUUUCACGGCCUCAAGCUCCUCCUCCGGCAACUCUUCGACGUGGACAACGACCUGCUUGACCUCUCGGAACUCACAAACUUGAUUCUUUCACAAUCGCACGUCGGCUCGACGGUCAAAUGCGAAGGCGACGAGGAAGGCGAGAUGAGCGAUCCCUACGCUUUCAUGACCGUCCUGAACUUGAGCCAUUAUCGCGAGAAGCCUGCCAUGGCUCAACUCAUCCGAUACCUCAUCUCGAUUGCGGCGGCGCACGACACGCUGAAGCAAUUACAACAGCUCCUGGCCCCGGAUUCGAAAGCACAAGUCGGAUUGAUUCUUGGUGAGAGAUUCAUCAAUAUGCCACAUCAGAUCGUGCCGCCAUUGUACACACAACUCGACUCCGAAAUAGCCGCGGCCGCGAAGUCGGGUGAACCAUUCGCCUUCACACAUUAUCUCGUCUUCAGCAGAACAUAUAUCGAGGUUGCUUCACAACUAGACAUGGAUGUUAAGGAUGAUCGACCGCAGAAGAAGAAACCCAAGAAGGGUGGCAAGGGAUCUACUGAUGCAGAAGUCUUCUACUUCCAUCCCGAAGACGAGGUUCUGCAGAAAGCUGCGAUGGGCUUCGCCAACUUCGAGUAUACGAAACAAGGUGGCGAGGGCGCGAGCGAUGCGAAGAGAGCUUUUCAGGAGAUGGGUGUUAAGCCGCAGGGACUGAUGAUUUUGCUUGAGGCGGGGAGGUUCAAGGGGGUGGUGAGAGAGGUGGAGGAAUAUUUGAGUGGGGAGUCGUGA
Recurvomyces mirabilis is the source of this 906-nucleotide messenger RNA. It is a transcript of the gene BCP1, whose product is annotated as Mss4p nuclear export. The record is from RefSeq and is a predicted model, not a curated record. Lineage: Eukaryota; Fungi; Ascomycota; Dothideomycetes; Mycosphaerellales; Teratosphaeriaceae. Gene Ontology annotation, cellular component: nucleus. The transcript is spliced from 2 exons. Bases 1 to 906 code for a protein of 301 amino acids.